ACAUGGCGCCAGUAAAAUUGAGAGAAGUCAUCGUGUUCAGUUCUCAGGAUCCUAUUCAUAAGGUAGAGAAUCUGCUACAUCAGAGCAGUCAAUGGAAACGCUGGCUGUGUUCAUCGGGGGACCGAUCGGGCUCCAUACAGGCACUGUUCCAGCUGGAGAAAGCAGCCAAGAUUGGCUACGUUGAUCUUGGCAACUAUGGAUCAGCCUUUGUGGAGAUACUUGUCCAGAAAUCUUCCUGGUCCAGUAAUAGAUUUGUGACCUUAAUCCCAGCCACUAUACUGAUGUCGCCAAUGGAAUGCAAAAGUGGACAGAAUAAAUGCGGCGUGAAAAUGUUCACCAAAGCCAACUUGACUGAGGAAAGUCUAGCCGAUGAAUGGGAUCGCAUUAAAGUAGUAUGCAGUCAGCCAUAUAAGAAAGAUUCUCAGUUUGGUCUAGCCUUCAUCCGUCUCCGGUCGCUAGAGGAUAAGAAAGACCAAGAUCAAACUGUCAGUCCAGGACCCACAAUGACCAAGCUUCAUCAUAAGUCUGGGAACACACCCACCAUGAACAACAAGUCACCAAGAGGUCGCAUGGUUCUGUCUCCUUCUUGGAAGACAAAUUCUAGCUUUCAGAGACAAGUCAUGACGGCUACAAACAGCGAGAAGUACAGUGAUGGAGAGACUGCAGAACUGAAAAACCGACUCUUGAAGAUGGCGUCAACUGCGGACAGUGGAUCAGACAAAUCAAACUCGCUCAGCCGGUCAGCCCAGAUGGUGCUUGCCUCGUCCAACAGUCAAGUUACUCCAAGACGAUCAGAAAAUCCCUCGAGAGGUACAAUGAGUAGCGAUACAGCCAAGAGUCCCGGCACGGGCAGAGAAAAUUCCUGGAAGAUCCCGGCGAAUCAGCGAAGACGAGAUAGUGAUGCAGAAAACCAAAGAAAAAACUCCCCUCCUCCCUCGAAUCACCUUGGUAACCGUGCUCAUGGUAACAAGAACUCAAGGCAUAAAAUAUCGCCGGAGUCUAAAGGUCAGCCUAACAAUAUUAGGCAGAGAGUCCUAGGAGAGGGAAGGGCAGAGGUCAAGAAAGGUCAUACAGAACGGGAGAAGUUGGCUGGUCCAAAACUUCCAACUAAAAGAACAAGUAACUCAACUACCGCGACAUCCCCGACCAAGAUGAGAUGUAAAGAGUUUGAAGAAGUUGCAGAAGAAUUCCUCAGGUCCCAUGGGCGUGUCCUGUUAGAUUCUAAAUUAUCUGACAUUCGGCCAGGCUUACAGAAUCUUCUUGGACGCAAACUUAGCAAGCAAGAGAAGAAAGUUUUCAAAGAGCUAGCGGUGGCAAGAGUAGAUUAUUUAGUCAAUAACGGGUCUCCUCCUGAAGUCCCAAAAGCAGUGAAAAAGGGACAAAACUUACAGCCAAAGCCAAACACUAAGCCAAAGACGAAGCCAAAGACAAAAACCAACAGCACACCAUCCCCUCACAGCAGCUCAUCAACCUUAUUGGAUCUCACCCCCAUGGAGUUCAGAGACUGUCCCAAAUGCUUCCUGAAGUUCACAGCGAGGCAAAUUACAGGCCACAUACUGGACUGCCAGGGAAUCCAAUCUGCAAGCAGCAUUACUAAGGCACAAAACAGUUUUACAGAUUCACCACCAAGCCCUAUUUCCUCGGUGAAAACAUCCCGAGGAAGGGGUGGUCGAGGAAGAGGGCGUGGCAGGGGCAGGCGAGGUGGGAGGCAAGCAAGCGAGUCGCUUCCACUUGCAGAUCCUCCAACCAUGUCUACUCACAUUCCUACAGCUGUCAUGCCAAGCUAUCAAGGGGCUGUUCCAUCGCGUAAACCAUCCAAGAAGCAACUAUCUCCUAACUCGUCACCGCCAAAUCCUGGAAAGACACCUGCCAAUGUCCAAAUCAUGUCGACGCCAUCACCACCAGGGGGUUACAUUACAGCCAAUCAGUCAUCAAAAGGGACCGUAGUCAUCGACAGUGACGAUGAAGAAGACUGUUUGCCGUGCCCAGUGUGUAAUGUCAGGUUCCCUCUGCGGAUCAUCGAGACCCACGCCAAUCUCUGUCUGCAAAGGAAUACCAUUCUCGAAGAAAUGUCUAAGAAUAACUGGAUGGAAUCGAGUGACGCUACCUUGUUGUAUUAAGAAACAGGGCCUGAUUUCAUAGAGAUGCUUAAGCAGAAAAUAUUGCUGCUAAGCAACAUAUAGCAGGAUACCAGUCACUGUGCAUGUGAAAUGGUAUUUUAGCUGGUAAUCUUUUUCUGGUAAGCAUGAUUUUGAAGUGCUUAGUUAGUUUUGUGCUUAACCAGCUCUGUGAAAUUGGGUCCAGGGCUUUAGGCAGCCAGUGCAAGAAAUAAUGACUUUGGCGCUGGCUAUAACUAAAUCAUUGCUCCUACUUGUCACAAGUUUGUAAGGAUUCUGCUGAUUUCAGGAUUUUCUCAAAACCAUUUUCUCAUGAAAGAAGUAUUUGCAAUCACAUAAGUGAGGAUUGAAUAAUCCAUUGUGUGUCCAAACCAGUAGCUUUGUGUUUCUGGUGAUGCACAUAAUCUGUAAACCCCCUAAAUUGUAACAUUUGGCUGGUAGAUUCAGCAUCAUUUUUAAGUAGUUUUCAAAUACAUCAGGCCCCAAUUUUCAUGGCUUGGCUUACCGUAAGCACAGAAUCGACGCUUACGG
Messenger RNA from Asterias rubens (European starfish), 2648 nucleotides. RefSeq names its product DNA repair protein XRCC1-like. Gene Ontology annotation, molecular function: damaged DNA binding. Gene Ontology annotation, cellular component: nucleus. The transcript is spliced from 10 exons. The record is from RefSeq and is a predicted model, not a curated record. The coding region runs from base 3 to 2120 and encodes 705 amino acids. NCBI's taxonomy places the organism in Eukaryota, Metazoa, Echinodermata, Asteroidea, Forcipulatida, Asteriidae. Gene Ontology annotation, biological process: single strand break repair; base-excision repair.